Molecule: messenger RNA, 2162 nt
Organism: Annulohypoxylon maeteangense
Lineage: Eukaryota; Fungi; Ascomycota; Sordariomycetes; Xylariales; Hypoxylaceae
Exons: 8
Coding region: 113-2053 (646 amino acids)
Source: RefSeq, a predicted model, not a curated record
GCCCGUCAAACCUCCAAUUGAUUCUCGUGUUAGAUAUCAGGUAGGCACCUUGCUCUUUGACUCAAGUCCUACGGUCCCCCAUAUCGGGUGCGCAUCUAGAUCGGCCUUAACAAUGUCCUUUACACCGUCUAUCGGAGAUGUGGUCAUGAUGGCCCAGAUUGCAUGGAAACUUGCCCAGGCAUUCACCAAAGGUCGCAAAUCUGCCCCCGCCGAGUUCUGCGAGGUUGAAAAUCAGUUAUAUUCACUCAGCGCAGCCUUAGAGGCUAUAAGGGGGGCUCAAGAAAGAGGUGACCUCGAAAUUGGACACAUCAAUCCCAAAUCGAUCUCAUCUGCAGGCAAAGAUGAAUCACACAGCGAAAACACGGUGAAAAAUAUCCUUCAAAAUUGCCUGAAAACAUUAACGCACCUUGAGAAUAUAGUGAAGAAAUAUAGUGUGAUUCGUCAACCGACCACAUCUUCUCAUGGAAUCGGUAAUUGGAGCCAACACGUGGCUAGGAACUGGAGGAAGAUUGAGUGGACGACUGAGAAAGGGGACCUAAAUGCUCUCAGGGGUCAAAUCAUGAUCCACACUAACAGUCUUAACCUCUUGCUCGGGGUUGCUACGAGUUCUCAAGCAGCUGGGAUCCGGAAGUCUGUUGAGACAUCCUCUGCUAUGAUCAAAGAGCUGUACGAAUGGUACGAGGAUAAUGUCAAAGGCUUAAAGAUAGUUGGGAAUAGCGAGUCGGUCCCAAGCCCGCCAGCCUACAUGCCCACCGAGGCAUCCCAUACAUUCGAACUUUCCAUUCGGACGGCUCGAGGGAAAGAGAUAGUUUGCCCUCGAGCUUAUUUUAACCGUGACUGGGAUCAGAUUUCUUUUACUGACAGUAUGUAUUCGGAUGUGGAGCCUAUGUUAGCUUGCGCAUGUCGAAAUCAUGGCAACCAGGGGCUACACCAGCCUGCAGUGCAACGAUAUACGCUGUCUCGUAUCACUUUCCCUGCACGACUUGCGGGUGAAAGGCGGUCCUGGAUUCUCUUCAAGAUUUCUGACAAAGUUACCAAUCAGCUUGUAACUCUGUACAUUACCGCAAUUCACCGUAGCUACAUCCAAACAUUAGAAGAAGCGAUUCUCCAGGAUCUCGCUAUUCGACGAGCAGAUGCAAUUCUGGAACAAGGCUCCGGCAAUGGCCUUUGUUAUCUAUCAGCUGACACUGGAGAGGAACGUGUUAUUGCUUCAAUCGGAGAACUUCGAACUGCGCAGAAGUCAAUCGAAUCCAUCACCUUCAACUAUGGUGGUCGUACUUACUCUCGUAAAUAUGUCGACAAUUUCCAGAUCUUGCAGUAUCAGACCUUAAGCCUAGACUCGUUGACAAAAGGAAUUCAGGAAGAACCAUUGAAACCUCUAGAUUAUGCAGAGGUCUUUAUUACCUAUGGUGGGCAAGACGAAGAGGCGCAGAGUGAUGUGGUUAACAACACGCUUCACUUGAAGCGAAAUACCCAAUUGAAGCUUGAUGACGGUCAUGCUCUCAUACGAAUAGAUGCCAUUGAAGCAAUAGGAACAUUGAAAGACAAGCGAACAUCGUGUCUUGGAGAUGUGGGCAUAACGGUCCAGCUUACGAGUAGACAAGCUGCGCGAGAGCUUCACGAGAGGUUGGAAGAUAUGCGAAUGGAACUGUUUAUUAGGAGUUUACAGUAUCCACGGACGGACGAGUCGGUAGCCCUUCGCUUACAGUUCGUUAACAUUACGUGCGAAUACAUGUGUAUCCCUGAUGCCAACGUGACGGUAACUAUCGACGCCCAGGGCAAGCGCAGGCUCAUCAUCGAGAGUCGGAACAAAUGCACUCUCGUGAGUCAAGUCCUUGCAGAUAACUUCUCCGACUCUCUCUCGGGAAAGCCCGAUUAUACCCGGCCGACUUAUGUUGUUCAAUACGAUGAGAGCGGCACUCGCAGCGUUUACAGAUACGAGCGUGGAUUCAGAUACUUGGAUUUGGGUGGCCAACAAGCCGACCGGAUGUUUAAACUUGCUUGGGAUACCACGUCGAUGGAGUUGCAAACUGCUGGAAUCCGCUUGGAUUGAUGGAACUGAAGGGAUCCUGUACGUGGGAAAAUAUCGAGGAUAACUGGGUACAAUUCGAGUAGGUUGGUUAAUAGAUUGACGUCUAUCAUUAGAUGAAAUAACACUAUCU